Messenger RNA from Juglans microcarpa x Juglans regia, 2392 nucleotides. RefSeq names its product putative wall-associated receptor kinase-like 16. Gene Ontology annotation, molecular function: polysaccharide binding; ATP binding; protein serine/threonine kinase activity. Gene Ontology annotation, biological process: protein phosphorylation; cell surface receptor signaling pathway. The record is from RefSeq and is a predicted model, not a curated record. Bases 107 to 2392 code for a protein of 761 amino acids. NCBI's taxonomy places the organism in Eukaryota, Viridiplantae, Streptophyta, Magnoliopsida, Fagales, Juglandaceae. Gene Ontology annotation, cellular component: plasma membrane. The transcript has 3 exons.
UUUUCCUUUAUGCCUCCAUCCUAUAAAAAAGACCAGCAUCUAUGUGAAGUCUUGCAAGAGACCAAAACAAAAACUUUGAGAAGCGAAGACUUUCUUGAAAAAAACAAUGGGUUUGCGUAGGAUGUUCUUGUUAUUAGUGAUAUGUGUUGCUGUGAUAUUGUCGGAAAUGGGUGCUGCAGCUGUAGAAUUUCCAAUAGCCAAGAGGCCUCACUGCCAGGAUUGGUGUGGAGAUGUUAAGAUUCCUUAUCCAUUUGGUAUUACUGAAGAUUGCUACCUAAAUCAAUAUUUUCGCAUUAAUUGUAGUAACGAUUCGUCCGGCCAUCCCCAACCAGUGGUUGGUAAAAAUCUGGUUGUCACAAACAUUUCCAUCGACGGCGAGCUUGACAUCUUGAUGUAUAUAUCCCAUCAGUGUUACGAAAGUGGUAAGCCAGUUGAGCCUACCAACAAUCCCUGGAUCAACUACCCGGCUUUCACAAUUUCCAGCACCAAAAACAAGUUCGUCACCAUCGGCUGCGACACUUAUGCCUACCUCAAUGCUUUCCGAAACAACGAAAGGUUCUCCAUUGGCUGCAUGUCUAUAUGCAAAAGUCUUAUAAAUGUCGAAAAUGGAUUUUGCACUGGGAUUGGGUGUUGCCAGGUUGACAUCCCAAGGGGAUUGAAGAACUUUACUUUGGAUGCUCGUAGCUAUUACAAUCACACAAAUGUCUCUGAUUUCAAUCCAUGCAGCUUUGCUUUUGUGGCCAAAGAGGAUGACAAGUUCAAUUUCUUCUCUAGUUAUCUUGAAAGCCUGCGAGGGAAUGAGACCUAUCCAAUGGUUCUUGACUGGGCAAUCGGUAUUGAAACGUGUAAAACUGCUCCGAACAAGCUAGAUUACUUAUGUGGGGGGAACACCUUAUGUGAUGUUCCCCCAGAAGAGGUCGAUGGGUAUCGUUGCAAGUGCAAAGAAGGUUAUAAAGGAAACCCAUACCUCCCUGAUGGUUGCCAAGAUAUUAACGAGUGCGAAGCAGAUCCGAAACCCUGCAAUAUUACUACAUCAAGAUGCAACAACAUUGACGGGAGUUUUACAUGUACGUGCCUCGACGGAUACGAAGGCGAUGGGAAGAUCAUAAACGAAUCAACAAGUUGCAGACUUAAAGCGCGGGCCAACCGAUCAAAGAUUAAUAUCAUUAUUCCACUCGCUAUCAGCAUUGGCCUCAUAGGAUUGUUCAUGGGAGGUUCUUCAAUAUAUUUUGGACUCCAAAGAAGAAAACUCAUCAAGCUAAAAGAGAAAUUUUUCCAACAAAAUGGAGGCUCAUUGUUACAACAAAAACUCUCAAAUUAUAGAGCUUCUACAGAGGUUGCGAAAAUCUUUAGUGCUGAGGAACUGGAAAAAGCGACCAAUAAUUACGAUGAGAGCAGAAUCAUUGGUCAAGGAGGCUACGGAACUGUUUAUCGAGGAGUCCUGCCAGAUAAUGAAGUUGUUGCCAUUAAGAAAUCAAAGAUUUGUGAUCAAAGCCAAGUUGCGCAAUUCAUAAAUGAGGUAAUUGUGCUUACACAAAUUAACCAUAGAAAUGUGGUUAAGAUGUUAGGUUGUUGUCUAGAAACAGAAGUUCCAUUACUAGUUUAUCAAUACAUCACAAAUGGAACUCUUUCUAGUCACAUUCAUGAUAGAAACCUAUCAUCGUCACUCUCAUGGAAAAAACGUUUGAAGAUAGCAUCAGAAACUGCAGGGGCACUCGCAUACUUGCAUUCUUCAACUUCGGUGCCGAUUUUACACAGGGAUGUGAAACCGGCAAAUAUACUUUUAGAUGAUAACUAUUCAGCAAAAGUGGCUGACUUUGGAACUUCAAUUUUGGUCCCUCUUGAUCAAACAGAAUUAUCUACAUUGGUGAAGGGGACUUUUGGAUAUUUAGACCCAGAAUAUUUUUAUAGUAACCAACUUACAGAAAAAAGUGAUGUCUACAGCUUUGGUGUUGUUGUGGCAGAGUUAUUGACAGGUAAGAAAGCACUUUGUUUUGAUAGGCCUGAAAAGGAUAGAAGUUUGGCAAUGUACUUUAACUCUGCAGUAAAAGAGAGUCGCUUGCAUCAAAUUCUUGAUGAUCAAAUUGUCAGUGAUGGUAAUAUUAAUGUGAUAAAUGAAGUUGCUAAUAUUGCAAAAUGUUGCUUAAGUGUAAAAGGGGAGGAUAGGCCAACUAUGAAGGAAGUGGCAAUGGAGCUAGAAGGAUUGAUAAUUAAGGGAAAACAUCCGUGGGUAAAGUCUGAUCUCUAUAGAGAAGAGACAGAAUACUUGCUCGGGGCUCCUACACACUCUUUCAACAUUGAUGUUGACAAUGGUUCUUCUUCUACCAUCACAACAGUUGGGUUUGAAAGUACACGGAACCAAGCCAUGAAAUCAUUAUAUGAUGGGAGAUGA